This is a messenger RNA of Durusdinium trenchii, 1524 nucleotides long. Lineage: Eukaryota; Dinophyceae; Suessiales; Symbiodiniaceae. The record is from the annotation of a GenBank genome assembly.
AUGGAGCAAGAGAAGGCAAAGCUCAACAAGGGCAAAGAUCCAUGCAUGUGGCAGGGUGAAAGCAUGCAGCAAAAGAACCCGGAUGGCCUGAGGUGGAAAUCUGGAAACCUGGGGCAUCUGGGCGGUAUUCUCGACAGCGAUGCCAGCGCUGGUGCUGCCCGAGCAGUGCAUCGGACAGCUGCAGCAUCCGGAAGUCUGUCUUCCAGGCUGGACAGCUAUGCUUUCAUCGCACCGAAACUGAAGCAGACAGAGACGAAACGGACACAGGAGUUUGCUCCGGAGUCCACUGAGGUGUGUCCUGAAGUGGAUUCCUUGGUGCAUCAGCUGGCAACUGGCAAGGGCGAAUUCUUUGACUAUGUCGAUGCCCUGAACCCUCAGGUGGGCUGUGUGAUGUGCAUGCGCGACUUGCAUGAGACUGCAUUGUAUGAAGGCCGUCAUGAGGUCAAAGUCCUGCCAUGCUUCCACAGCGUUUGUGCUGCCUGUCUUCAGAGCUUGCUGGCCAGCAGCGAUGGGGAUGCCUUUGACUGCCCCAGAUGUGGCCGACGAACGCAAAAGAUGCAAGCUCUGCAUCAAUAUCUUCCAAACUUUGAUAUGCUGCAUGACAUCGAUGGUCAAAAGGUGGCCCAGAGUGAUUUCCUUUGCGAAGAAUGCACCUCCGGCUACCGAGCCGAAACAUAUUGCGAGGAAUGCAUCAUGAAUUUAUGUGAGAGCUGUACUAAGCAGCACAGACGCCGACGAGCAACCACGAACCACGUGCUGGUGACCCUAGUUGGCCAAGGUCCACAAGGGGCCGAGGUCCGCAACAUCCACCGUGCGCAGUAUUGCGCGAUCCACCGCACCAGCCGCUACGAGCUCUACUGCGAAGAUUGUGAAAGGUUGAUUUGCAAUGAAUGUGCAAGACAUGACCAUCAGCAAUGCUCGUACAGACUACCAUCUGCUUCUUUGAUAGAGAAGCACCGCCAGCGUGUCAAAGACAUCAUUGAAUCCCUUUGCCACAAGCUUUUGGAUGACCAAGCCUUACAAAAGCUUUUGAGCCAAAGUGUCGAGUCCUCAGAGAUGGCCUGCAUGCAGGCCCGGUCCAACAUCUCUGCAGCCUUUGACGAGCUGAACCGCGCAGCGGAGCUGCGGUGCGCAGAGCUGCUGCAGCAUGUGCAAGAGAAUGGUCGGCAGCCUCUAUCAGCCCUGCUGGCCGAAAAGGAGAGAUGCUCCGCCGCGCUGGUGGAUGUUUGGUGCGUCAUCGAUUUCAUGGAGAAGGUGAAUAAGCAUGGCACAGACGUGGAGGUUCUUAUGGCGAAAAGCCACUUGUUUCGAGAUCCUAUUGGCUCGCAAAAGUUCCAGGAGUGGCAGAACUUGGUGGCAGCUCCCUUGCCGGGCUUCGAGAGAAGCCGUGCAACUUGGAGAGAAGCCGUGCAGCGCCGUCUGACGUCACGUGUCGUCCGGUUGGACGCGACGGAGAACGUGAUUGAGAAAGCUGGGAAAGCAGCAAUGUGUCCGGUUGCCGCAGAAUAUCGUACCAUCGCCUGA